AUGCAAUAUCCCCGAAGUAUAGUUGAACACUUGGAUAAAUUAAUUAAGCAGGCCAAAGCUCUUUCUGAGUCUUCAUAUAUAGAUGGAAGCAUAACGAGAGAAUUGGAUAGUAAUAAACUUAUUGGUAUAGAUCUACUUCAAAAUAGACGCAAUAUUUGUAUGAUACAGAAAAGUACAAUGGAAGAACUGAUACAACUUUAUCAGGAAGAGUUAAAACAAUUACAAAGUGCUUUGAGAUCUAUUGAAGAAGAAGAAAGAAGAAUUGAAAUUUCUUUAGCUCGUGAAAAUAUGAAUCUUGAUAAUGGAUCAGCUGCAACUAGAUCUCUGGAACUUAUUGAACGAGAUACAGUUAGGAAUUGGAGUAUAGAAGAACUUGAAGAAUUCCAAAUUUCACAGGCAAAUGAUGAAAUAAAUAAAGAUAACUUAAAUAUCAAUUAUAAUAAAGAUGAAAAUAUAGAAGAUUCAAGUGGAGAUAUAGAAACUUCAACGAAAAACCUGCCUCCAAUUCUACCUCUUAAAGGUAAAACUAAAGGAAAAAAGGAAGCUCGGUGGGCAAUAACUAUACCUCAAAGGUACAAUUAUAUGAGAAAUCGGCAUACAAGUCAAUUAAAAGAUAUCUCAAUAAAACAAAUUUUAGCUGGGAGAAAGGAACCCGAGAUAGAACAAAAGGAUAUAGUCCGUGAGUUGCACAAAAUUUAUAAUCAAAAAGAAGCUUCAAGGAAUAAACUAAGUUCUAGAUUAGCACUUCAAUUUUAG
Cryptosporidium muris RN66 is the source of this 756-nucleotide messenger RNA. RefSeq lists its product as uncharacterized. The coding region runs from base 1 to 756 and encodes 251 amino acids. NCBI's taxonomy places the organism in Eukaryota, Apicomplexa, Conoidasida, Eucoccidiorida, Cryptosporidiidae. The transcript has a single exon. The record is from RefSeq and is a predicted model, not a curated record.